Adineta steineri is the source of this 906-nucleotide messenger RNA. Lineage: Eukaryota; Metazoa; Rotifera; Eurotatoria; Adinetida; Adinetidae. The record is from the annotation of a GenBank genome assembly.
AUGAUGUCAUAUCCUGUUGAAUAUUCAACUUUAUACAUUGAUGAAAGUGGCGAAACUGGGGAAGUCACAAUGUCAGUUAACAAUAUUCCAAUUUUCAUGGAUUUAAUGGAUAAGAAAUAUUUCAUCGUCACAAAGAUUAUUCAAUAUAUUAUUCUGAAUCCACUUGCUUUUAAUGAAAGAUGCGUUCCCGGUGAACAGCAUUAUUAUGUCGACAACAAUCCGUCAUUGAAUUGUCUUCUGACACAACCAGAUGCAAUAAUUGCUCUUCGUCAUAAACUAUCAGGUGAUUUUUAUGAACAAUUUCCAGACAGCGUAUACCAGGUGUUUAUCAAUGGAAUUGUUCGACGACGUGACAAAAAACAAAGAAAGGCUACGUGCUUUACUGAUGCUGAACACGUCACUACUACUACUGAUACUACUGCUACUGUCUCAAGUAUUACAAUAACAUCGUCCGACGCUGAACCAUAUACGAAAGAAUCACUUCUUAAAAUUUACUCUCACCUCAUCGACUAUUUUUCUCAAUCCACCACUGAUCCAAUAGCAUUUCCUGAUGAAAGAAGUUAUCCGAAGAUUUACAUUUCUAAUCAAGAUCUAAAACAACUGGUACAGCUAACGCAAAAAAAGUACUUAGCUGAUUCUGAAGCAGCACAUAGUGAUUCCCUGGAAAUAUAUCUACCAUCACCCGACAUGAACAAACAUGAUAAGCAAUUUUAUCUGCUUCCAAACUAUCCUGCACUGCACUCAUUAGUCGCAAGAUGCGAAAAGUAUCGUUCCACCAGUACACCAAACUAUCCAUUACGCAUCGUCCAUGAUGAUCAACAUCAGUUUGCAACAGAUAAUGAUACACCAGAACUAAGUCAAGAAUUUCUUCUCCAAAAACCUGAAAGUGGAUCACGUCCUUUAUGA